ACAGUUGUCGUCCCAUAGACCAAACUGACCACCAAACACACAAUUUUCAUUUUGUGGACAUGAUAGUCUUAAACACUGCAUUGAUGGCUGCAACCACUUUGAGCUACAAUGCCGUGUUUAGAGACGUAAUUAGUCCACUUAAACCCGUUUCAAUUCGCCGACCAAACAACGUUGUUGGGUUAAAAUGGAGGGUGUGUGGAGGUCCGGUUAUGGCGGCGGUGACAAGUCAGCAUCCGAAUGGGGUUGCCGCCGUUGGAUUGGCGGAGAAAAGGAAGCUUGCGGAGGAGCUCCGGUUUGGUAGUUUGACGGAAGAUGGAUUGUCGUAUAAAGAAAGAUUUGUAAUAAGAUGUUAUGAAGUUGGGAUUAAUAAAACUGCUACUGUUGAAACUAUUGCUAAUCUUUUACAGGAGGUUGGAGGUAAUCAUGCUCAGAGUGUUGGAUUUUCAACCGAUGGGUUCGCCACUACAACCACAAUGAGAAAGUUGCAUCUUAUAUGGGUGACUGCACGAAUGCAUAUUGAAAUUUACAAGUACCCUGCUUGGAGUGACGUGGUUGAAAUUGAAACUUGGUGCCAAAGUGAAGGAAGGAUUGGGACUAGACGUGAUUGGAUUCUCAAAGAUUAUGCCAAUGGUGAGGUCAUUGGAAGAGCUACCAGCAAGUGGGUGAUGAUGAAUGAAGAUACUAGGAGACUCCAGAAAGUCAGUGACGAUGUCAGAGAUGAAUACUUAGUUUUUUGUCCAAAGACAUUGAGACUAGCAUUUCCGGAAGAGAACAAUAGCAGCCUGAAGAAAAUAGGGAAACUGGAAGAUCCUGCUGAAUAUUCCAGGCUAGGACUUGUGCCGAGAAGAGCUGAUCUGGAUAUGAACAAGCAUGUCAACAAUGUUACCUACAUUGGAUGGGUUCUUGAGAGCAUCCCACAAGAAGUCAUAGACACUCAUGAACUGCAAACUAUUACAUUAGAUUAUAGACGUGAAUGCCAGCAUGAUGACAUAGUAGAUUCUCUCACCACUCCUGAACCGCUCGAUGUUUCAAGCAAUGGAUCUGUUGCUUCCAAAAAAGAUGGAGAAAGUAUGAGUAAGUUUUUGCAUUUGCUGAGAUCAUCUGGUGACGGUCUGGAAAUAAACAGGGGUCGCACUGAAUGGAGAAAAAAGCCAGUAAAAAGAUGAGCAUAACAGUAAAACUAUAAUGCUUUGCAUAUUUCCAGUUGUAUUCUGUUUACUUUACCAAUUUUUGUAUGUUAUUAGAUGGGUUUCUUGACAAUAUGCAUUUAACUUCAAUAUUUGUGGAUCA
Erigeron canadensis is the source of this 1290-nucleotide messenger RNA. Its product is annotated as oleoyl-acyl carrier protein thioesterase, chloroplastic. Bases 60 to 1166 code for a protein of 368 amino acids. Gene Ontology annotation, molecular function: fatty acyl-[ACP] hydrolase activity; acyl carrier activity. NCBI's taxonomy places the organism in Eukaryota, Viridiplantae, Streptophyta, Magnoliopsida, Asterales, Asteraceae. The transcript is spliced from 7 exons. The record is from RefSeq and is a predicted model, not a curated record. Gene Ontology annotation, biological process: fatty acid biosynthetic process.